AUGAGAACAGCGCAGCUUUCCAAGACCCAGUGGGAGAAAGUGGAUAAAGCCCUCCGUCCACUUUUCAAAGAUACCCUCAAACUCCCACGUGAGGUUGCGAACGAAUAUCUCUACGGUGGAAGAAACUCCGGAUCCUGCGCCAUACCAUUAGCUGCGGAAGACAGUGAUCUCCUUCUCAUUGACAACGCCUUCAAACUGCUCACCUCCAAUGAUCCCACCAUAAAAGAAUUAGCCCUAGCCGACCUACUCAACACCACGAGUAAAAGAACCAGACCCCAAACUCCCACCCUUGAGGACGCUGCCCUCUACUUAUCCGGCUACAAUGAAGGCUCAUACCGCACCACCACCAAUGCCAUAUCCAACGUGUGGACACAAGCAAGACAGGCAUCAUCCCGUAUAAAAGUCUCAUGGACGAUUGAUGAUGACGGUCCCUCUCUCCAUCACUUGGACAUCACCCUCGAACCACGGCACAGGCAAGCUAUCGCCCGCACUCUCCGCCAACAAACUCGACAAGUCAGAGACAAACGUCUCCACAGUCUUGCCAACCAAGGAAAAGUGAUGGAGGUUGUUGCCCAAUCUAAAGCAAGUCAUCAUUUCAUUCAAAACGGUGACUACAUCCGAUUUGCUGACUGGCGUUUCAUUCACCGAGCAAGACUCAACCUGGUCCCCCUUAACGGUGCUAAAAUGUGGCAACGGGAUGCAAAUGCAGCCUGCAGGCGAUGCAACCACCCACAAGAAACUCUACCUCACGUCCUCAAUCACUGCAUGAGGUACAGUCAAGCCUACACCCACCGCCACAACGCCAUAGUCCAUCGACUGAAGACCGCUCUUGCCAAGUUCACCAUCAUCGCAGAAAACCAAACGGUCGUCCCCAACCUAGACAUCCGUCCUGACUUACUAGCAGUAAAAGAUAACCAUGCCUUCAUCAUUGACGUCACCAUCCCGUUUGAGAAUCGACCCGAAGCAUUCACUAAAGCCCGAGAAACCAAGAUGGAGAGAUACAAACUUCUUCAACAAGCCCUUCUCUCAAGAUACGGUGCAGUCGAUAUUGUCCCAUUCAUUGUCGGAUCUCUUGGAUCAUGGGAUAAUAACAACGACCAAUUCCUUCGCUUAGUGUGUGCCAAAUCCUAUGCAAAACUCUUUAAAAAACUUUGUGUAGUGGACUGUAUUAAGUGGUCAAGGGACAUCUACAUCGAGCAUCUUACCAACAUUCCCCAAUACAAAAAACCAUAA
This is a messenger RNA of Folsomia candida, 1233 nucleotides long. RefSeq lists its product as uncharacterized. The record is from RefSeq and is a predicted model, not a curated record. The coding region runs from base 1 to 1233 and encodes 410 amino acids. NCBI's taxonomy places the organism in Eukaryota, Metazoa, Arthropoda, Collembola, Entomobryomorpha, Isotomidae. The transcript has 2 exons.